GGGGACAGAGGGGCCUUUUCUCCAGGCUGGGGAAACUCGGGCCCGACUUAGGACUCAGGCCACAGCGGUUAGACGUCCCAAGCCCUGCCUGCACCACCACGGGAAGAUGUCCCGGGCCCUGGGGCUGGCCCUCCUGGCCUUGACAUGCACUGUGGACCUGGGCCAGACCAGUGGUUUUACAGAAAAUGGCCUCUCUCUGCUGAGUUACCAGCUGUGCAGCUACCCCAUGACCCGAAGUGUCCAGAAGCUGCAGGCGGUGCAGACCUCUUACACAGCCUACGUAUAUUGUGGAGGAUGGAUCCCCUGGAAAAAGUGCCCCAAGACCGUGUACCGGACCCAAUACCUGGAGAUGAACGUCCCUGAGUCCAGGAAUGUGACCGACUGCUGUGCAGGUUUUGAGCAGCUUGGCCUCUACUGUGUUCUGUCCCGGAACCGGUCCAGGGAGUUUGCAUCGAGACCCGGGGUCUGCCCAACAGCUGAGCCAGGGCCAUUUACAUCUUCAUGCAGCUUGGACACAGACUGCCCUGGACUUCAGAAGUGCUGCGCCUGGCCAGGCGGGCACCGCUGUGUGUCCCCUACACCCACAGGUACAGAGAGGAGCAUAGUGGGCUGGUACAAUGUCACUGUGCUGGUGAAGAUGGGCUUCGAGGACCUGCAGAGAGAGGACCCUGGGCUCCGGAACCACACGCGCCUGCUCUACUCUUUGGUCACCAGUGCCUUGCAGCCUCUGAACCCAGCUGUACACUACCUGACCUCAACUGGUGGCAAGGACACAUUCACCACAGUGUCAUGGCUGCUGCUGGGCUUCCCACAGCGCAUGACUGUAGCCAAUGUCUCCACCAUGUUGGAUGACAUGGUGAAUAGAGUCUAUGAGGUGAUCAGCAUCCAGGUGCAAGACGUGAACGAGUGUCUUCACAGUGAGCUCCAAGCCUGCUCUGAAGGAAAACAGUGCUGGAACCUGGAGGGCUCCUACCAAUGUGUGUCUCCCCAGCAGCUGACCACCUUGCCUUCCCAGCAUCUGAACCACACAGAUAAAGACUGCCCUCCAAUCCGAGACUUCGUGGCGCUUGACGUCACCAGCAGCAGUUUCCAUGUGUCCUGGAGUUUGAAUUCCACUCAGAACCACACUUUCCACGUACAAGUGUACAAGGGCAGAGAAAUACUCAGAAGCACUUGGACAGGGGACCGGACUCUGGCUGUGCCUGAUUUGGAGGCCGGAGUACUUUACAGAGUGAGGACUAGCUACCAGGGGUGCCGGGCCAACAUCUCUGCCACACUGGUUGUCAAGACAGAUGCUCGGGUUUUCCAGGUCACGAUACGGAUCAUGAACCGAAACCUGACAGAACAGAUUCUCAACUGCAGCAGCAGGGAAUUCUGGAACUUUUCUCGACAGCUGUUUCAGGAGGUGGAAAACUCCUUCCCCCAAGUCAUUUCUAACAUGUACAGACAGGGGAGGCUGAAGAUGCAGAUCGUGUCUCUGAAGGCAGGGAGUCUGGUGGUGACGCUUAGACUCACCCUGCAAGAUCCUGACUUUCUAGUGAAUGUUGGCACACUGAAACCCAUGUUGCAGCCUCUGUCUAUGAGCACUGUGUUCCAGGUUGACCAGCAGGGGACACGAGUGCAAGACUGGGACGAGUGUGCACACAGCUCAGAACAUGACUGCCACCCAGCCGCACGCUGCAUCAACCUGGAGGGCUCCUACACAUGCCAGUGCCUCACAGCCAGGGACGCCAACCCCUCCAGGGCUGGCAGGGUCUGCGAGGGUGACAUGGUGACUCCCACAGGAGGUGGACUGUCUGUUGAAACAACGAAGGUCAAAGCCGCAGCUGUCAGUAUGGGAAUAACAACCUUUGGCCCAGAGACCCUCACCUUGUCACCAAGUUCCGAGCAUCUAAGGAGCACCCCAGCAGAAGGCCAAGCCUCGACCCUAGGGCCUCCAUCUAGGAGAGAUGGUGGUAGCACAGCCAGGCAAGAUAGGAAUAGCACAGGACAGGAUGUGGAGGUGCCCAACGUGACCCAGAACCCGCACACCACGAGAGAGUCACAGGAACACAUGACCAAAGGUCCACCCUUCCUGACCGCUAGAUCCACGGGCUAUGUUGUGUGGCACCCUAGUCCCACUUGGGAGACACCUCUGAAAUCCACAAGACCGCAGAACGAAGACCCUCCACCUUCCUCUUUCCCAGGCCCACCAUCGACCCUAGUUGCUGUGACUCCAGAGACCCCUGCCUGUGUUCCUGGACCCAUUGGAAAGGUCACAAUCUCUAAUGUGACCAGUACCAGCUUCUCCCUCAAGUGGUCGGCAGACCUCCACCUCUCCCCUGCCUUCUGCCUCACAUUGGUCUCUCCUCGGGGCCCCGCCAAGACUAUGGAGACCCAGCACAAUAAUGUGACAUUGUCAGGGCUGGAACUUGGAACCUUGUACCUGGUGGAGAUUAUGGCUAAGGUGUGUGGGAAGGAAGGUGCCAGAACACAGCUGAAAGUGCGGACAACGGCCCACAAACUCACUGGUAAAGUUCGGAUCCCAAGCAUGCAGUAUUCGGAAUCCUUCCGCAAUGCCAGCAGCAGGGAGCAUCAAGAGUUCGUACAAAUGUUCUUCAGGACGGUGCGGGACUCUCUUCCAGCCACGCUUCGUCAGCACAUGGACGAGGGCAGGAUCCAAGUGGACAUCAUCAACAUCACAAAUGGCAGCGUCGUGGUGGAGUUUAAUUUGCUAAUGACAGCAGACCUGGAUGUCAGGGAGGUGUCUGCUGGCUUCCUCUCUGCCUUCCAGAACACAUCGAUGCUGGAGGUAGUCAGAGGCAAAACCAUUAUACAAGAUUACAAUGAAUGCGACAUGAGGGAGGAUGACUGUGCCCCUGGGACGUGCACGAACACCUUUGGGUCUUUUACGUGUAGCUGUGAUGGGGAAAGACCUAACUCACAGGUGGAAUAUUCUGGAAGAUCCUGUGAUGAUGCCAGCUCCACACCCCAGGACCUGCCCCUCAGACUCAACUUGACGGAUGCCGUUCGUGUGUCCUGUGAGAUCGAAAUGGUGGUCAUCGCCAUCCAGAAGCGCUUUCUGCAGCAGGAGGCCAUACCCGAGGCAUCCCUGUACCUGGGAGAGCCGUCCUGCAACGUGAGCAGAAGCAACAGCACACACGUGUUCCUGGUGACUGGCUGGGGCCAAUGCGGGACCCUCGUACAGAGCAACAUGACCACCACAGUGGUGAAGACCACGCUGAGGAACGACCUGUCCCCAGAGGGCGUCAUCCACCACCUGCAGAUCCUCAGUCCCAUCCACUGUGCCUUCCAGAAUGACCUUCUGACCUCCUCGGGCUACACCCCACAGUGGGGGGUCUACACCGUCAUCGAAGACCUCCAUGGUACCGGCAAUUUUGUCACGGAAAUGCAGCUGUUCAUUGGCGAUUCUCCCAUACCCCAGAACUAUAGCGUGUCCGCCAGCGAUGAGAUCAAGAUCGAGGUGGAGCUUCACAGGCAGAAGAGCAAUCUGAAGGUCGUGUUGACUGAGUGCUGGGCCACCCCCUCCAGCAACGCCAAGGACCCCGUCACCUUCGGCUUCAUCAAUAACAGCUGCCCCGUUCCCAACACCUACACCAGCGUGAUCCAGAACGGCAACUCCAGCAAGGCCCAGUUCAAGCUGAGAAUCUUCUCCUUCAUCAACAACUCCAUCGUCUACCUGCACUGCAAGCUGAGAGUGUGCAUGGAGAACCCCAGGAACUCCUGCAGAAUAAACUGCAAUGACUUCCGGUUAUUGAGAAGCAGUGAAGCCAUACACCAGAUGACCUGGGGGCCCCUCCAUCGGUCUGAAGGUGCACAGGCAUGUACAAAGCCAGGCCUGGGGACUGGUUACAUCAUUCUCAUAGCAGCAGCUGUGCUUGUGGUGGUGGCAGGGGCCGCAACCCUUCUGAUCUUGCGUUACCAGAGGGUAAAGCAGAAAUACAAUCUUCGAAUCCAGUCUGACGACUUCAGCUACCAAGUGUUCUCUCAGUAGGAGGCCCAGCCGCCUGGGAGAUGGAGCACCCUGUAAAUAAGGUCCAGUGGCUAACUCAUCGAACAUUGACAGGAGUCCAACUCUGUACGGUGUUGUACCGACACUUGGGGAUGAGACCUUUCAAUGCCAGCAAACCUCUGUCUGCCCCCGAGAGCCUGAAGACACCAAGUACCAGCCAGCAGACUGGUGACAGGCCUGCUGAAUAUGAGGGCAGAACACCGGAGGGGCCUUCAUCCUCAAACCCAGCACAAACACGGCCCCAGUUACCACAGUCUUCCAAGCUAUAACAUCCAAGCUGCUCCCGAGGCCCUCGUUCUCUGACAACUACCUCCUCACAGACCAUCCCCAGUGCCUGUGAGGUUCACUCACGAGCGGAUCCACCCACUAAACUCCCCAUACACUAAACUCCCCAUACACAGACAACGCUAAUUCUCCUCUCCUUAUCCACAUGCAGACGACCUAGGUUGGAUACAGGAAGCUUUCUAAUGAGUCUCAGUCACAUGCUGUGUAUGUACCACUCUUGCAGGUUUCCCAGUGCACCCGUGGCCAUUUUCCCAUUUAAUUCCAUGAAGAGGAAGGUGUGAUUUUUUUGUUUGUUUGUUUGUUUUGUUUCCCCACUUGGGGAGGUGCAUACCCAUGCUAACAGGUCCUUGCUUUGUUGAUUUGAUGAGAGACCAGGAUUGGUUACGCAGUUUACACCUGAGGCCAUAGCGUUCUCCCUAAUGAGAUUAGGAUCAUAAUGGCAUUCUAGCUUUUAAUUAAUACACUUACUUAUGUCGAGUGUGACUGUCACUUACUCAGACCAUUUGGGGAAAUGAGUCUUUCGACUCCUUGCAUAGUCUUGGGGGUGAGAAUGACAACAGGGGGGCUUCGUGGCUAGCUGACCUUGAGCAAUAAAUUUUUCCUGGCACUGAA
Rattus norvegicus (Norway rat) is the source of this 4909-nucleotide messenger RNA. Lineage: Eukaryota; Metazoa; Chordata; Mammalia; Rodentia; Muridae. The record is from RefSeq and is a predicted model, not a curated record.